This is a messenger RNA of Pygocentrus nattereri (red-bellied piranha), 5381 nucleotides long. It is a transcript of the gene ppp1r21, whose product is annotated as protein phosphatase 1, regulatory subunit 21. The transcript has 22 exons. The record is from RefSeq and is a predicted model, not a curated record. NCBI's taxonomy places the organism in Eukaryota, Metazoa, Chordata, Actinopteri, Characiformes, Serrasalmidae. Bases 672 to 3026 code for a protein of 784 amino acids. Gene Ontology annotation, cellular component: early endosome; membrane.
ACCACAACUUCGCUUUGCACUAGCUUCAUCAGACUGUACCUGCCCCGUGAGCUGCCCCGCUGCCUUCAGACAACUCCUCCACACGACGACGUCGCUGUGCUCAACGCGUUUGCCGGCUGCAGUGAUUUGUGACUCGUUUUUAGGAUUGAGUGUCCACUCGCGAAUGUUUCACGGACGCGUCGGUCUCCAGUGUUGUUGUUUAGCUCUCUAGCUAGCCAGCUAGGUUAACUUUAGCCUCGGUAGCUAGCGGUGUCAGGCGAAGGUAGCGGUAGCGUUAGCGUAUCACCGGUGAAACGAAGGUCUGUUGUGCUUUUACUCGGUUUUAUGUUUUGUCGCAAUAUUUAGGGAGCCGCUGUCACGGCCUGUCUCAUAACACCCGCUUAAAAAUGCCGUUGAAAUGUUUUCAGCUGUUGCUAGCUAAGUUAGCUUAGCUAAUAGCCGGCUAGUCUAGUCUGCUCCAGCCUGCGGUUGUUUGACCACAGUCCUCUUUAUAUGGGACUCCUGCUUGAACGUGUUUUCCGUCUGCCAGAGACAUGCUUUAGCGCAUCUGUGGUCAGCCUGUGGCGAGGCUCAAACGGAAUUUACUAGCCGAUCGUUUAGCUCGACCUCCCGAGUUUCAGAAGCUGCUGGAGCUGGACAGUUCAGCGGCUCAGAGCCGUCCGGGUAACACAAUGGCUGCAGACCUCCAAGCCAAGUACAGCAAGCUGGCUCAGGAGUACUCCAAGCUCAGAGCACAGAACCAGGUCCUGAAGAAGGCUGUGGUGGAUGAGCAGGCCAAUUCAAACUCCUUAAAGGAGGAGCUGAAGCAGCGCGAGCAGUGCCUCAGAAAGGCCGAGCAAGAGAUGGAUAGCCUAAACUUCAGGAACCAACAGCUGGCCAAACGAGUGGAGCUGCUGCAGGAGGAGCUGCUGACCAGUGAGGCCAAAGGCAAGAAGAGCAAGAAUAAAGGAGAUUCCCCCUCCCAGCCAAGUUUUCAAACCCAGAGUGUGUUUGAUGAGGACUUGCAGAAGAAGAUUCAAGAGAAUGAAAGGCUUCACAUUCAGUUCUAUGAGGCAGACGAGCUGCACCGCCAGCAGGAGGCGCAGCUGAGAGCCAGAUUGCAGCAGCUGGAGAAGGACGCUGAGCAGCACCAGACUGUCGUGGACAACCUCACUAGCAAAUACAUGGACACAAUUGAGAAACUGCAGAGCGAAAAGGCUCGGUUGGAGGUUAAGGGUCAGACAUUGGAGAGGGAGGUCAAGGAGUGCAGACUCAGGACUGAAGAGUGCCAGCAGCAGCUGAGGAAGUAUCAGACUGAGCUGAGCAGUCAGCUGAAACACAACAGCAGUGUGAUCCAGGAGAAAGUGCCCUUCAAUGACACCAAAUACAAUGACUACAACAGCUUGAAUGUUCCCCCUCACAACAGAAGACAUCAGCUGAAAGCUCGAGAUGCUGCAGGACAGGCUGUGAGUUUUAUACAAGAUCUGGUGUCUGCCCUCCUCAACUUUCACUCAUACACGGAACAGAGGGUCCACAUUUACCCUCUGGACUCCUCCAUUGAGUCCAUCUCUCCCCUUAACCAGAAGUUCUCUCAGUAUUUGCAUGAGAACGCAGCAUAUGUUCGUCCCCUAGAGGAUGGAUUGCUACAACUGCAUCAGAGCAUCACAGAGGACACAGUCACAGUACUGGAAACUGUGAGCAAACUGCAGGACUUUUCCAAAUCCUUUUCUACUUACACAAGCUUUCUGCAGAAGAUCCUGCCUUAUCAACUUAAAAGCUUUGAGGAGGAGUGUGAGGUACCGCUCUGUACAGCGUCUCUGAACUCUAAGAACCGUGAGCUACAGAAUGACCUGAAGGCUUUGACUGCUGUCUUUGAGAAGCUGCAGAACUAUAUCAGCCUUCUAGCCUUACCUAGUGUGCGUACGGAUGCUAUGCCUCAGAGCAGUUCCAGUGCUGUCUUCACCCAGCUGGCUGCCUGCUUACAUGGAUUGCAUGACACCACCAAGGAGCUCUCCAAGCACUACAGUCAGAAAGUAACUCUGGAGCAGGAGCUGCCCACUGUCACCCAGAAACUGCGCACCACCAACGAAUGCUUACUCUCCUCCCUGGCCUCUCUGACCAACAGCACUGGCAAGAUUGCCACAUUUUUCAGCAACAAUCUUGACUUCUUUGCUUCAUCAGCUGGUUACGGGCCCAGAGGGGGUGCAGGGAGCCUCAACCCACUGCAAGCAGAGAGCAUGCUUAGUAACAAGAAGAAGGCCUCUGCUUAUAUUCUCGCUGUUAGGAGGACACGACCAGAGACUGUCCCAUACACAGAGGCUCUGUCCAACCGCCGCAUCCUGACCAGCUCCACGGAGAGCAGGGAGGGCCUGAUGCAGCAGGUACAGCAGAGUCAGGAGAAGAUCGCUCGUUUGGAACAAGAGAAGGAGCACUGGCUGCUGGAGGCUCAGCUGGCUCGAGUGAGGCUGGAGAAGGAGAGCCAGCGCAUAGUUGAGCUGGAGGCCCAGCUUUCAGCAGCUUUAGGAGGGGACAGUGUCACCACCACCUCCUCCCAGACUGCCUUCCUCACCCCGGAAUGCACUGACCCAGAAACAGAGGAGAAGACCGGCAGAGAGGUGUCUCACAGCACCAGUGUGGUUGGAAUGCUAACCACAACCCCCACCAAUGAGAUUGUUGGAGAUGAGGAGUCUCGGGAACAUCUGAUCAAAACUCACUACAUGACGCGAGUAGCUGAUCUCACCACCCAGCUUCAGAUGUCUGACAGCAAAGCUGUGCAUUUUCAUGCAGAGUGCCGGGCACUGGCUAAACGUUUGACCAUUGCAGAGAAAUCUCGGGAGACUCUAACUGAGGAAGUAAAGCAAGCCAAUCAGAACAUCACACGCUUGCAGGAUGAACUGAGCACUACCAAGAGGAGCUAUGAAGACCAGCUGAGUAUGAUGAGUGAUCAUCUCUGCAGCAUGAACGAAACCCUCAGCAAACAGCGAGAGGAGAUCGACACACUCAAAUUAGGCAACAAGGGAAAUUCCAAGAAGAACAAGGGCCGGUAGUGGGGUCUGCAUUAUUCUUGAGGAAGUGGAGGAGGAGCUGCUGGGACCAGACACAGUGAUCUGACCGACACUGGGGGCACAUCGCACCCAACUCUUGCUCUAUUGUGUCAGACUGGCCAAACUUGACUUUGCGCUACAUUUCUAUCAAAUAGUUGGUUAAACGCUUCUUUAUAUCUGGGAGGGAGCAGCUGUUUCAUUCUUCAUUCGCUGGGUCAGAGCAGUUUGAGGUGUGGAUGUUUCUUUCAGCCCAGUUUGUGUGCGAUUGUCGUGUCCACAUGAAGUUUCUAUGUAAAGACUUUGUUUGUAGCUUUUUGUUCGUCUGUUUGGUUUUUGUAUUUUUAAUAAUGUCUUGAGAGAAUGAGCGUCUGUUAGUAUGCGUGGUUGUGAGAUUCAGUUUGGGGCGAAAUUUCCCAGAUUUAUAGAGACGAGGCUGCCUCAGACCCAAAGAGUGAGCAGGUGGACUGCACAAUAUUAUUGUGAUUAUAUUGCAAUUUAUUGCAGUUUUAAUACGACUUAGGAUGUCAUGAACGCAUCGCUAAACAUUUCAUUUGAUGUGACUAAACGUAGGGGAUUCAUUCGAGUCUCAUGGCCAUGAUCCAUCCUCCAUCUACAUGCAGGAUUUUCUGGUACGAAUUGUGUGGAUAUCAGUUAGUCUGUGUAAGACUGGGAGAGAUCUAUGUUACUUGAGUCCAUUCUAGCCUGGCUUCUGACAGUUGCAGGAAUAUAGCAGAGCGCUUUCAGAGAUGUAUCUGAGAUUGGUCAGUGUGCAGAGUUUCUUACUUGAAAAAAGAGAUGAUUGGCAAGCGUUAGUAUCUGAAAUGUAGGCAUUACGUUUCUUUAACAUUUCCCAUCAUAACAUUACAAAUGUAUUAAAUCUAUUUCUAGACAUUGUACCUUAUUUUAAAGGACUCAUAGAAAAGACAAAUUUCCUCAUCUUUUUAAAGUUCCCAAUUACCCACAGUUCAUGUGAACAUUGUUAAAAUGUACCAUUCAUAGCUCAAUCCAUACAAGUCCCUAUAUGGAGCCUAAGCUGAAAAAAGGUGAUUGUUUCUGUUGAGUGUUUUAGCCUGGAAUGCUUUUUUAUAUAAAGCAGAAUACAGAACAAUCAGAACGCACAAGGUAAAAAAUGUUGGUAGAUAAUUUAGCUGAAAGGAACUAAUAUUUUACUUAGUAUGAUCACUUUAUGAACUUGAAAUGACUAGAAAUCUAUCCAAACAAUAAAAGAAGACAACUAGACAAAUGCAGUUAUAUAUCGGGAAAUUCUAGACAUGCAGGCCUACGUUUAAGAUGCUUUCUCUUGCUAAAAGUUUUGCAGUGCAUUCCUGCGUUCCGUAAUGCAUGGCGGAGGACAAAGUUGUGAUACUGAUUUUUAAAAUGAUGUAUUGUGCAGCACUAGUGAGUGAAAACACACAUAAUUCUCAUCUAAACACGUUAAUCCUGUGCAGAAGACUAGUAUGUAUCUCAGUAGUGCUGAUUACUCACGCAUGUAGCCAGAGGAAAAAUCAGAUGUAAAGAGCGUAGUAUUAUGAUGAUGCUCUGUUGUCGUGAUCACUAAAUUGUUAUGAAUAUGCACUGAGCAGAUUUGUCUGCAAAAAAAAAGGAAUCCUAAGUGGAUGAUGAAAAGGGUUAAUGUGAAUGGUAACACUACCGAAGGGCAGCGUUCAUAAGGCUGCAAGACACUUAAAUAAGCCUAGAUACAUCAGAAUUUGGCAAAAGCAGCCUUUAUGUCUGUGUAGGUGUCAUGUGACCUUAUGAUUGCUGCCCCUCAGUAAGAUGUUACCAUGUGAAUACAUUCAGUUUGUCUAAUUUACAUUCAUGUACUGUCUUUUCUUUUUAUUCUCUUUAUUAAGAAAUUAUACUACCGACGUUUUAUGCAAUGGCUUUGAAAAAUGCUUCUCUUUCAACCAAUGAAAUGAGUGUUGUAUAUGAUUAAUGUGCUCAUAAGACUCAUCAACCAAACAUGGGGAAGAUUAGCAGAUAACUUGCAGAACAGGACUUUAUCCACUCCGUUUAAACUAUGUCUGUAUUCAUGCAGUUUUGUUGACUGGUAUGUUUGCAAAUUUGUGAUUUUUAGUAAAUAUUUUGGCCCAAAUGCAGUUCGAAACGUGAAUCACACAUGAGAAGUUUACAAAAGAUCCAUGUAGCUGGUUGGUUCGCAUGUUUACAGAAUUGUUGUUUCAGCGAGGCUGCUUUACAUUCUCCUCGCUCCAGACUGUACUCCACAGAACUGCCUCUGGGCUGAAGUGUUUGUCUGUUUAAUCCCAUUCGGUUACUUACCACAUACCAAAAAUGUGUACUUAGGCAAAUUAAACAUGAUACACUUGUGAAGUAAACAAUAAAAUUAUGUAAAAUUUG